UCAGGAGCUGAUCUCACCCGCAACAAGCUGCCUUCAGAACCUUCUCACCAGAUUGAAUAGCCUUUCACAUAUUGCAGGCUGCUUCCCAAGCUAAACUAUAGUCAAGAUGAUGAUCAAAGUAGCUGUUGUUCUCUGUGCUAUUGUGGCAACCAGUAUGGUGUGCGCCAAGGAUUUUGAAGAGCAAGAUGCAUUGGACACUUUGCUUUCGGAGGAGGCUGCAUCCCCUGAUGACGCCGUAGCCUUGCAGAGAUGGGUCAUACACCGUCGUUUCAUACACCAUUAUGGAUUGCACCGAGGCCUCCAUGUUGUACGGAAUGUAUGCAGGAGGUUUGCUCAUUCUCCAGAAGAAGCUCGUGCUAAAGUUCUGGCUGCGAUCCCGGAGAUGAAAGAAGAGGAUCUCAGCGAAGAGUAUUUUCGAUCGAUGUGUGCUGGUCACUACUUUGGCCGUUAG
Strongylocentrotus purpuratus (purple sea urchin) is the source of this 451-nucleotide messenger RNA. Its product is annotated as centrocin 2-like. The record is from RefSeq and is a predicted model, not a curated record. Bases 107 to 451 code for a protein of 114 amino acids. The transcript is spliced from 4 exons. NCBI's taxonomy places the organism in Eukaryota, Metazoa, Echinodermata, Echinoidea, Camarodonta, Strongylocentrotidae.